Aegilops tauschii subsp. strangulata is the source of this 1610-nucleotide messenger RNA. RefSeq lists its product as uncharacterized. The record is from RefSeq and is a predicted model, not a curated record. Gene Ontology annotation, molecular function: protein binding. NCBI's taxonomy places the organism in Eukaryota, Viridiplantae, Streptophyta, Magnoliopsida, Poales, Poaceae. Gene Ontology annotation, cellular component: cytoplasm.
UGAAGUCGACGUGCAGCGCGGACCGCGUGAUGCUGAAGAGGAGGUCGUCCAGCCAGGUGCUCCCGUCCCGGAGCCGGAAGCUGUGGUGGAGGCUGUUCAUGUGGAGCCACCGGAACCUGCACCGGCCGGGCGCCGCCACAUGGAGCACCUUGCCACCCGCUGGCGCGGACCACCAAAUGCUCCACUCCCACCACCAGCAGCACGACGGGUACACGUCCGACACGUUCGGCGCGGCCGCGGACGGCAAGAACAAGGAGAUCGCCGAGGUGGAGGAAGAGCCGACGUGCCCGAACCAGUGGGUGGCGUUCUCGGCGGAGGCCUCGCCGCUGGACCGCGUCAGCGCGUGGGUGAGCAGCCUCGGGGACGGCCCGCUAAUCCACGGCGAGGAGCAGGAGGAGGAGGAGGACGAGGAGGAGGAGGGGAACGGCAUCACCGAGACCGAGAUCGAGAUCGGCGAGCCGUCGGGUACGACGUCGAAGGACCACGCGCAGGCGCAGACGCGGCAGAAGCGGCGCAGCAGGGCGGCGGAGGAGGCGGUCCAGCAGGCGAGCAGCAUCGUGCAGACGCUCAACGCCUUCUCCUCCGUGGCGCACAUCUCCGGCAUGGGGCUCAAGGCCGUCCCCAUGAUCUCGGCCUUCUCCAGCCUCCGGGCGGUGAACCUCUCCGGCAACUUCAUCGCUCACAUCUCGGCCGGGUCGCUGCCCAGGGGGCUGCACUCGCUGGACCUGUCCCGGAACAGCAUCGCCAGCAUCGAGGGCCUGCGGGAGCUGACGCGGCUGCGCGUGCUCAGCCUCAGCUACAACCGGAUCGCGCGCAUCGGCCACGGGCUGUCGAGCUGCACGGCGCUGAGGGAGCUGUACCUGGCGGGGAACAAGAUCAGCGACGUGGAGGGGCUGCACCGGCUGCUCAAGCUGGCGGUGCUGGACCUGAGCUUCAACAGGGUCACCACCACCAAGGGCCUGGGCCAGCUCGUCGCCAACUACAGCUCGCUGAAGGCGCUCAACCUGCUGGGCAACCCGGUGCAGGCCAACGUCGGCGACGACGCGCUCCGCAAGGCCGUCUCGGGCCUCCUGCCGCUGCUCGCCUACCUCAACAAGCAGGCCCUCAAGCCGCAGCGCGCGCGCGAGGCCGCCAAGGACAGCGUCGCCAAGGCCGCCCUCGGGAACAGCCGCUGGAGCUCGCGGCGGCGCGCGAGCUCCACGGCGCGGCGCCUCGGCCACAGCCCCGGCUCGGCGUCGGCCAAGAGGGAAGGGAGCAGCGGCAGGAGCAGGUCCCUGAACGGGGUUCAGGCGAGGAGGUGAGACGAUCGGGCAAGGAGCAAUGCUACAGAUGGCAUUGUCACGUUGAUCACCCUGGACUGGACGGCGUUGAGUUGAGACUGUGUGUACUGCUGGAAAUAACUGCAAACGUUGUGAGACCCGAAAGGUGUACUUGGAAAACAAGUGUAGUGGUAGUGUUUCAAGCCUUUCCUGAUGAGCCCAAAAUGAUUCAGGAAAGAAGAAAUGACAUGCGGAUGGAUUCAUGUAAGUUGCGAGGUCGACCAAAUUUGUAAAGUUAAGUAAAAUGUUUGUAGAUUUUUUUUAGGUCUAGUAAGCAUUAUUGCUUGAAAA